AUGGGUUCCAUUGCUGGAAUGACGGCGGACCAAAUUGCUCUAAUUAAGGCAACUGUACCCGUUUUGGUCGAGCAUGGAAACACCAUUACAACAGUCUUCUAUCGCAACAUGCUCGAAGCCCACCCUGAAUUGAACACCGUCUUCAACACCCCCAACCAAGUCAACGGCCACCAGCCUCGUGCCCUAGCCGGCGCACUCUACGCCUACGCCUCGCACAUCGAUGAUCUGGGAGCUCUCAGCUCCGCAGUCGAAUUGAUCUGCAACAAGCAUGCCUCACUCUACAUCAAGCCCGACGAUUACAAAAUCGUUGGCAAGUACCUCCUCGAAGCAAUGGGCGAGGUCCUCGGAGCAGCAUUGACCCCAGAGAUCCACGACGCAUGGGGAGCCGCAUACUGGCAGCUCGCCGAUAUCAUGAUCGGCCGCGAGAAGCAGCUGUACGAGCAAAGCGAGGGUUGGACCGACUGGCGCGACUUUAAAGUCGCCGAUAAGGUCAAAGAGUCCGACGAGAUCACCUCCUUCUAUCUCGCACCUGUCGAUGGCAAGCCUUUGCCAAACUUCCAGCCUGGCCAGUAUAUCUCUGUUCAGACAUACGUCCCGGCUCUCAAGUAUACGCAGGCUCGACAGUACUCGCUUAGUGACAAGCCUCGAUCGGACUACUACCGUAUCAGCGUAAAGAAGGAGACUGGUAUCGACUCGGCUGAUCCUGCUGUUUCCGCUCACCCUGGUUAUAUUUCGAAUGUGCUGCACGAUACCCUCAACAAAGGCGAUACACUGCAAGUUUCGCAUCCUUAUGGUGAUUUCUUCCUUUCGACCACAGAGACCGAGCCUGCUCAUCCGGUUGUGUUGAUCUCCGCCGGUGUGGGUCUUACUCCCCUCACUUCGAUUUUGAAUACCUUGACAUCAAAGGCGCCCUCCACUCGCAAGCUCCACUUUGUGCACGGGGCGCGGACAUCAGGCGCACGCGCUUUUAGAGAGCACAUUGCUUCCCUCACGAAGAAGUAUCCCAAUUUGAACGCCACCUUCUUCACAAGUCACCCUUCCGAGGGAGAGAAGGAAGGUGUGGACUAUCACCAUGUUGGACGGGUGAAUCUAGACAAGGUUAAACCGGAGGAAUUGUUCCUUGAUGAUGCUAAAACCGAGUACUACAUUUGUGGACCAGAGAAGUUCAUGACGGAUAUGGAAUCGAGUCUUAAGAGCCAGGGCGUCAGCGCUGACCGGAUCAAGAUGGAGUUGUUUGGCACUGGAGGUGUGCCUCACUAA
Messenger RNA from Penicillium canescens, 1260 nucleotides. RefSeq names its product flavohemoprotein (gene fhpA). The record is from RefSeq and is a predicted model, not a curated record. Gene Ontology annotation, biological process: nitric oxide catabolic process; cellular response to nitrosative stress. Gene Ontology annotation, molecular function: oxygen binding; FAD binding; nitric oxide dioxygenase [NAD(P)H] activity. Bases 1 to 1260 code for a protein of 419 amino acids. The transcript has a single exon. Gene Ontology annotation, cellular component: intracellular anatomical structure. NCBI's taxonomy places the organism in Eukaryota, Fungi, Ascomycota, Eurotiomycetes, Eurotiales, Aspergillaceae.